Messenger RNA from Thrips palmi, 807 nucleotides. It is a transcript of the gene tsu, whose product is annotated as RNA-binding protein 8A. The transcript is spliced from 5 exons. Gene Ontology annotation, molecular function: mRNA binding. Gene Ontology annotation, cellular component: exon-exon junction complex; cytoplasm; nucleus. Gene Ontology annotation, biological process: RNA splicing. The coding region runs from base 114 to 608 and encodes 164 amino acids. The record is from RefSeq and is a predicted model, not a curated record. NCBI's taxonomy places the organism in Eukaryota, Metazoa, Arthropoda, Insecta, Thysanoptera, Thripidae.
ACCCGCUGUAAACCAAACCCGAAGUUGACGCGAAAAUCACAUCAUAUCGUGUCUUUGGUGAACGUUUUUCUUGACAAAUCUUUAUCGGAAGAGCUAUCUUUUACGUUUACAAAAUGGCAGAUGUUUUGGACAUUGAAAAUGCCGAGGAAUUCGAAGUCGACGAUGAAGGAGACGAGGGUAUUGCCCGCAUGAAGGGGCGAGUCCGUAAGCGCAAGGGCCGUGGCUUUGGGCAAGAGAAUUCUGCCAGGGAAGAUAUCCGCAACUAUGAAACAAUGGAAACUGAUGAUGACGAUGGAGAACCAGGACCGCAGAGAUCGGUGGAAGGUUGGAUUCUAUUUGUGACCUCCGUUCAUGAGGAGGCACAAGAGGAUGACAUCCAUGAUAAGUUUUCUGAAUUUGGUGAAAUCAAAAAUAUUCACCUUAAUCUGGAUCGCCGAACUGGCUUCCUCAAGGGCUACUCUUUGGUGGAAUUCCAAACAUACAAGGAGGCAGCAGCUGCUCGUGAAGCUUUGGAUGGCUCAGAUAUUUUGGGUCAAAAAAUAAAUGUUGACUGGUGCUUUGUCAAAGGACCAAAGAGGUCAAAGAGCUCUUCUAGAAGGAGGCGCUAAGAUUUUAGCUCCAACCAGCCCUUGUAAGUUAAGAUAUUUCAAAGAAGAAUUGUAUUACUCUCUUCAUUAUUUCAGUGUAGCCAUUUUACUGCGGACGUAUUGGUUUCACUCCAGAAUAUGUUUUAAGUCAUGUCACAAUCUGAUAAGGAUAAGGAUUUGUUUUUCUCUUCAAGUAAAAAAUUAAAUACUUUGUAACAAA